GAUGUCAGACCGACCGAAAAAGAUGGCGAUGCAACGUACACAAAACCAGCGCGUCGACAGCACGGUAUCCCGGGCGGUGUAGCAUCUCUUUUCCAGCCGUCGCUUCACUCGUGACAAUUAUAUGACAUAGAUAAUUAGUUAACUAAAACAAUGUCCGGCAUCACGAUAUCGGCCAUACGACCGCGGACCAGCAUCCUCGACAAGUCGCUGAGCAAGGGUAAGGGAGAGGUUAGCCUCAGCUGUUUCGCCCUUCUCUUCUCCGAGCUGGUGCAGUACUGUCAAAACAGAGUCUACACAGUGCCCGAGCUCCAGAACAAGCUGGCGGAGAUCGGAGCCGAGGUUGGGCACAGGAUCACGGAUCUGCUGGUGAUGAGGGAGAAGGGCGGCAAACGGGAGAUAAAACUGCUGAACGUCCUGCUGUUCGUCAAGAGCACCGUGUGGAAGUCGCUGUUCGGCCGGGAGGCCGACAAGCUCGAGCACGCCAACGAUGACGAGCGUACUUACUACAUCAUCGAGAAGGAGUCACUGGUGAACAAGUUCGUGUCGGUGCCCAAGGACAAAGGCAGCCUCAACUGUGCGUCCUUCGUCGCGGGCAUCGUCGAGGCGAUACUCUGCGACUGCGGCUUCCCUGCAAAGGUGACGGCACACUGGCACAAGGGCACCACGUACAUGGUGAAAUUCGACGACGCUGUCGUCGCGCGGGACAAGCAGCUGGAGGAUCGGUAAUGAGAAGCGAACUCUGGAAAAA
This is a messenger RNA of Ooceraea biroi (clonal raider ant), 748 nucleotides long. Its product is annotated as trafficking protein particle complex subunit 31. The record is from RefSeq and is a predicted model, not a curated record. Gene Ontology annotation, cellular component: TRAPPI protein complex; TRAPPII protein complex; TRAPPIII protein complex. NCBI's taxonomy places the organism in Eukaryota, Metazoa, Arthropoda, Insecta, Hymenoptera, Formicidae. Gene Ontology annotation, biological process: endoplasmic reticulum to Golgi vesicle-mediated transport.